Molecule: messenger RNA, 6003 nt
Organism: Acaromyces ingoldii
Lineage: Eukaryota; Fungi; Basidiomycota; Exobasidiomycetes; Exobasidiales; Cryptobasidiaceae
Product: ras GEF
Exons: 2
Coding region: 1-6003 (2000 amino acids)
Biological process (GO): positive regulation of GTPase activity; Ras protein signal transduction
Cellular component (GO): plasma membrane
Molecular function (GO): guanyl-nucleotide exchange factor activity
Source: RefSeq, a predicted model, not a curated record
AUGGCCGAGGCUUCGUCAUCUACGCCCAAGCUGCCAGGCGUGCAGGAAAAGAGAAAUAAGCCGCAGGCGCUGGCCUUCUGGCAGAGCCGUACGCGCAAGGACAGCAGCUCCUCGAUGCCACCGACGGACGCCGGAAGGCCCGCGGUCGUUUCGCGAGGCAGAGGCUCCACUGCAUCGUCGCUCAGCAGGAUCUCGGCGGCCAUCAAACAGGGUGCCUCCUCUUCAUCGUCGUCGCUGGCAAAGAGGGACCCCAGCGCGUCCUCUUCGACCAGCAAGCGGGCGACCUCGGCGAAACGGGACGGAUCUGUGUCCUCUUCGGUCAGGGAACGAGCGGGCUCGACAAGCACGACGGCAACUUCUGGCUCCGCUCCUGUCCUCAUCGAUGACGAAGAUGAACACGCCGCGGACGGGUCACAGGACUCGGCAGCUGCAAGGCUGAGAAGACGAGGCAGAGGGCCAAAGAUUGUAGGGCUCGAUGAGGAGGUGGAGCAGAGAGAGCGGCGGAGCUUGGAAGACAAGCAGAAAGCAAUACAUGCGCAAGAAGUCGGAGACGGCGAGGACCAGCACAGAAGUCAAGGCGAAGGUCGAGGCAAUCGCGACACGACAAUGAGCGAUUUCCCCUCGAGGCUUGGGCUGCCCCUAGGACACGACUCGCUCUACCCAGACCUGGCCAGCAGCAGUGGCGCAUCGAGCUCGAGCAAGCGGUCGAGCAGGACAUCAGACAUGCUCUCCAAGUCGUCCUCGUCACGCGGCAACUCGCCUUGGAACCAGCAGGCAGAGUGGACCGCGGGUGACUCUUCGACCUCGGGGCAAAGUACCGGACCAGAGGCUGACGGUGCGGCGACGACACACAAUAGCCAUCAAGGAUAUGUGCAGACGCUUCAAGGCCUGGCUGACAACGAGGUGCUCUCUGGCCUGGGCAUAAGCGACAUGAGCUCUAUGGGCAUAGAAACGGACGCUGGGCAGCCGAGCAGCCGACAACCGCAGCUGCGUCGGCGCGCCAAGAGCCUGUCGAAGCCGCGACUUCCGCCAGCACACCAUGACGAUGGUAGCGAUGGAGCGGCAAGGUUGGAAGCUAGGUCCGGUCAAGACGAAGGUCUGUCAAAGGAUCACGCUCGUUCACGGCGUCGCCGCAAGUUGUUGCGAAAUCAGAUGAAGAAGAGACAAGCAAGGCGCAGGGGCAACACCAUCAGCACCAGCCGCGCCGAGGCCGAAGUUGGCUCGCUGGCCUGGGGAAGCGAUGGUGAGAAUGACGGCGAAGAGGAUGAGAAAAGCGGUGAGGACGGCAUCGACGGCUGGGGAAGCGACGAGCUGGAUGGGAUGAAUGUGGGCGCUUCAAGCAGUGCCAAAGUCUCGGACCGAUCCUCCAUGACGACGGCGAGGGAGGGCGCAUCGAGCAGGCAAUCCCUCGGUGCUCAAUCGGCGUCCUCGACCGGUCGGCGAGCAUCGAUGGACUUGGCCACGUAUGGAUCACCCCCCGAGAGCAUGCGGUCUUUUUCCGCCCUGAGCCACGAUGGAUCAGAGGCGUUUUACGACGCAGGCGCGGGCAGCUCACCCGAGUCUCAUGCAGUCCCCGACACUGUCGCCAGCAGUCAGGGAAGAAAUCGCAACAGCAGACAUUCGUCGUCGAUCGACGGCUCCAGCUGGCUUCACCUUGUUCCUCGACAGUCUGCUACGGCAUCAUCUGCCACGCUUCGACAAGAUGCAAUCGAUCGGGAGCGCCGAUUAGAGAAUAAAGAGUCUUCUGCCACUCUGUCGCCGCGCGACAGCAUCAGUGCGAGCCAGUCACCGGCGCCAGACGCAGUGAUCCGAGGCUCGGAACCCUCGACACACGCUGACGGUCUUGCCGCAGCAGGGAGCAUCAAGCGAGAAAUGGCUUCCGCGACAUCCUUGCCGCCCUUGGCAUCACCGUCAAACUCAAGCCCCCAAGAACCAGAGCUGGCUUCACCCUCUAUCGUCAAUUUCUUCGAUGGGUCAUUCGUGCCAGAUAUGUCAAGCCCGUCGACGAGCCCGAGAAUCGUCAGCCGGUCAAAGAGAACCCCUACGGUUCCACCAGCGAGACCGAUGCCUCACUCGCCACCGCCACCGCCUCCUCAGCCCAGCUCUGCUCCUCCAUUUUUGGUGAGCGGGAAAGGAGCGAGACAAAGUCGCGAGCUUAGCGACAGGGGCUUCUCGAUGGAGCGGUCAAGGAGCAGCAGAGUCGGCAAGAUGCGCGACCAUGAGAGCUCCUCGACGUCGCCGACAUCAGAAAUGGCGAGGACCGAGAGCGACAAUGCUCAUCAGCGAACCUCCUCCACGUCGGGGUCUUCAUUGGGUCCCAGUGGAACGAUUCGAGGGCGCCCUCGAGGCGCGACCGUGGGCGCGGUGCCCGGCAUCCUCGAGGGGCCCAAGUUGUCGCAACAGAUCCCGCUACCCUUGCAGCGAGCACGACCUCGGUCUAUGCUGUGCAACGAGAUGGUCCUGCCGUCGGCAUCGCCUCCGAAUGCGCUUGCAUCCGGACACGCAGCCAAUGACGACAGCAAGGACGACGACGACUUGGUUCCAGCUGAUUUUAUGAGCUCUACGGGCGAUUACAUCUCACCUGCCGAUGCCAUUUUGUCGUCGAUGAUGAGAGAGGGCGAUGAGGACGGAUUGGGAGCUUGGUCGCAGGCAAUGUACACGAGCUGGAGCGCAGACAGCUCAAGUGGAUAUCGAAGCGGCGCUCGGUCUGUGCGAAUCAACGACUCUGUCAUGACGAGCCCCAGGAGCCUGUCCAACAGCAGUAGCCGAGGCUCAGUCUUGGGGACAAGCGUGAGCAAUUUAUCGACCAGCUCGACGGGUGCCGCUUCAAUGCAGGCGCAAGUAGGAGAUACGACAUUGUCGAGCGCAGGCGCAAAUGGAGGGACAGGCAAUACCAAUGGCGGCGGCGGUGGCGGAUCGGCGGGAGCAGGAGGUAAUAACACCUCCGCCGGCUCGGGAGUGGGCUCAGGAUCGGGCGGCGGCAACCGAAGUCGAAGCGGGAGCAAUGCGAGCCUGCUGCAGCAGAUGCAAUACCCACCCAAGUCGAGUGCCUGCUUCGUCAUUGGCGUCGUUGGUCACCGGGGUGCCGGCAAAUCGACGGUGAUCAAGAAAGGGCUGCGCCAGUAUGGUCUCUUCAAGUCCAAUUCCUUUUCGGAAAAAGUCAAGUCGCACUCAACGAUGUGCGUCGUGGAUCAAGAGCAGCGGUCCAUCGAGGUCAUUGAGAUCGACGCCUCCCUCCUCCUCAACGGCCCCAACAAGCGCUUUGCAUGGCCAAAAUUCUUGCCCAGGCUCGACGCAGUGUGCCUGUGCUACGACGCUGCUCAGCUGUCUUCAUUUCGCGGCAUCUCGGAGCUCCUCGAGAACUUCUCCGUUCACAGUCUGAGCACCGUCAUGCUAGCUUGCAAGUCCGACAUUGAGCCAAAAGCAGUCGAUCCGUGGUACGCCAGCGACAUGGCCGGCGUCUACAAUGUUGGCCUAGCCGAAUGCAGCGUCAAUACGGAAGAGGGCAAGCGGAGGAUGCGCGAUUGUUUCUCGUACCUGGUCAAGGACGUCGUCAAGGUUCGCGCUCGCAAAGGCUUGGCCUUUGAUGGUUCCUUGCCCUCUUCCUCGACCUCCAGCCAGCGCAGUGGAGCUGCUUCCCUAACUUCCACUUCUACGCCGGGCGCCACUAGCGCAACCUCGACAGACGAUGUCAAGUCGACCAAGGUCUCGACAGCUGAAACCAGCCGGGUUGGUCUCGACGAGACCGAAGCACUCUCUUCCUCAUUGGCCUCAUCAAUCUCGGAUGGGGCGGCUGCCCAAUCUUCUCAGGCCGGAGCUGCCGACAGCGGCUCCCUUAGUGGUGCAGGGAGCAGCGGCCUCGGGCGAGAUGGCUUCAACGGAGGUGAACUUGGCGAACGGUCUCGAGUGAACCGGAAGCUGAGCGAUGCAACAACGGCCUCUGUCGCCUCUGUCGAUGCUCCUUCCGUUGUGGGCUCCGCCUCGGAAGACGACAAGCACAUUGUUCAACAGAGCAUCAGCCGCGCGCAAAUGGGCCUUCAGAGCGCCAAGUCGGCCGGUGGCUACGUCUCGAUUGAGGAGCUAUGGGACAAGCUCUUCUUUGCCGCCGUCUCUGGGGAGGAACACAAGUUCCUCUUCAUGUUCAUGAUCUUCUACCGAGGCUUCGCCAGGCCCAGUGAUCUGCUUAGGCAGCUCGUUUCGCGCUUUGGGAAGCUCGCAGAGGGCGAGCGACAUGAUGGCACCAUCAUUCGAUUUUCAAUGAUGAGACUAACUACGAUGCUUGCCGAUUGGAUGAGGGACUAUCCUGGAGAUCUGUCGGGACCUGAAACGUUCCCCAUGCUGAAGAGCUUCUUCGAUGACUUUCUUCCGGUCAACGAGUCGAGCCGUCAUCUGGCGGUGCAACUCGAGCCGCUCCUCGAUGUCGUCCAAUCGGCGCCGGAUCUCGAUGCGGUAUGGAGCAAGAACCAAGACAAUCACAAGCCCCAGUCGGUGGCUGCCGACGUCCCACCCGUCAAGCCGGUACCGAUGCUCGAGAGCAGCGACGCAUCGCUGGCCCACGUGGAUCGCGAUCGCAUCGUCCUGUCGGCGCCUUCCUCUGCUCCUUCCUCAGCGCAUCACGUCGACAGUGGGACUCAAGACGGUACUACCAGCAACGCCGGUAGCGAUACAAGGUCUCGGGCCUACUCGGACACAUCCUCUGCGAAGGAAGCGGCCUCAGGCGGUUUUGAUGGAAAUCUGCUGCAGGCCCGUCCUGCCGGGUUCGAGACUCGACACAGGAGCGCAUCUGACGUCACGGCGGCCUCAAGCGAGGAUCAAGGAAGCAGUACGAGCGGUGGAAUUAGCGCGAGCGCCAACACGAGCGCCAGCAACAGUCUCGUCGAUGAAUCUUCCGUUCGGGCACGGUCUGGGAGCGGCACAAACGAAAACUUCUACGAUGCGAGCGCAUCCAGCCAGGUCUCGCCUGCGGCCUCUUCCACUCGCCUAGGCUCGGUUCCCAGCGUGGGAGGAGCAGGGUCGGGCGCUGGCGCUGGCGCUGGGUCCAGCGGCUCUGCAGCGACGAACGUGGCUGGGACAGCGAGCAGCAGCACCAUGGGCAAAGCGGAUUCCACCUCCUCCAGCAUGGUUGCCUCGGCGACGCUUGGAGACCAAAAGACGAGGCUGCGUGCAGCUUCAAACGCCCUAUUUGAAGUCGACGACGAGUUGGUAGCCCAAGAGCUGACGCGCCUUGAGUGGAUCCUCUUCACGGCGAUCCGGCCCAGAGACCUGCUCCGUCACAUUCUCGUCGAUCGGCACAUGCGCGAAAAGGAGGCGCCCGUGGCGCGUAGCAUUGCCCACUUCAACUACGUCUCUUUCUGGGUCUGCUCCAUGAUUCUCGUCCAGGCCAAGCUGAAGCCGAGGGCGAGGAUGCUGGAGAAAUUCAUGAACAUCGCUGUCAUUCUGCGCCAUGAGAACAACUACAACUCCUUGCAGGCCGUCCUCGCUGGGCUUGGCAACGCGGCAGUUCACCGGCUCAAGCAUACCAGGGAGCUCCUCAAUGGGAAGCCGGUCAACAAGGCCUACCAGAGCUUGGCCAGGCUCAUGGGAAGUGAUCGCAGCUUCGCCGCCUAUCGGCUUGCGCUGCAGAAUUCCGAAGGCCAGACGAUUCCUUACCUCGGCGUCCAUCUCCAGGACAUUCUAUCGAUUUCAGACGGCAAUCCCUCAAAACGGGCCAGCGACGCCAUGGUCCAUUGGAGGAAGUUUAGCCUGAUGGACGACGCUGUGGGCGCCAUUGUCAAGUGUCAGGAGUACGACUUUCAGCCGGCUGCCUCCGGCACCUCGACGAUGGCCAGCACAAACAAGAAGGCGACGACAAAGGUUGACCGCCUCGUCGAGGACCUUCCCGUCUGGGACGAAGAGGCGCUGUACAGCCGCUCCCUGCAGGUCGAGCCCAGGCAAGGCAGCGGGCCCUCGGCUGUGGGUGCCCUUGCAAACAGCCGCAUCAUUCGAUCCUUCUUUGCAGACUAG